Messenger RNA from Papilio polytes (common Mormon), 2990 nucleotides. RefSeq names its product receptor expression-enhancing protein 1 (gene ReepA). Bases 121 to 2292 code for a protein of 723 amino acids. Gene Ontology annotation, cellular component: cytoplasmic microtubule; endoplasmic reticulum membrane; endoplasmic reticulum tubular network. Gene Ontology annotation, molecular function: microtubule binding. Gene Ontology annotation, biological process: endoplasmic reticulum tubular network organization. The transcript is spliced from 9 exons. Lineage: Eukaryota; Metazoa; Arthropoda; Insecta; Lepidoptera; Papilionidae. The record is from RefSeq and is a predicted model, not a curated record.
AUCAAAACAUCAGUUCAGUUCAAUAUGGCGGAGUAGUCUUAUUUCUGAGCGGCUGUGUUUUGUCAUGUUUACUUUUGUGGUUAUUUUUGAGCUGAUUUUUCUUAUGUGAACAUUAAUAAUAUGAUAUCAUCGAUUAUUUCCCGAUUGGUCAUAUUGGUAUUUGGAACCCUAUAUCCGGCGUAUGCUUCAUACAAAGCUGUGCGGACGAAGAAUUUGAAAGAAUACGUAAAAUGGAUGAUGUACUGGAUAGUGUUCGCACUGUUCACGUGCACGGAGACGUUCACGGACGUGUUCCUGUCGUGGUUCCCUUUCUACUACGAGGUGAAGAUAGUGCUCGUGCUAUGGCUGCUCUCGCCUGCUACCAAAGGCUCCUCUAUACUGUACCGCAAGUUCGUGCAUCCGGCGCUCUGCAGGAGGGAACAGGAAAUAGAUGAAUACAUCGCCAAGGCCAAAGAUCAAGGUUACCACACCGUGCUCAACUUGGGCACUAAGGGCGUCAACUAUGCAACCACCGUUAUUAUGCAGACCGCUAUUAAAGGCGGCGGUGGUCUAGUCCAACAGUUGCGCAAGAGUUACAGCCUGUCUGACUUGACGGAGUGCGAGCCGCGUGAGGAGCGCGCCGGCGCGGACGAGGCGGACGACGUGCUGGCCGAGCCGAGGCUCGUUAGACGCGCUAUCAAAAGCGGAUUUGCGGCUCGGCGCAGCGCUUCCGAGUCUAACAGUCGCCAGCCGAUGUACUUCCCAGAAGUAGAUGUGGACGUGAGAAGCACUCGCUCCAGUAGAAGCGAUGAACCAGAUUUUAGCCAUAUAAAAUCAACGGAGGAUAUAAGCUCGGGGUACUCUAGCGCGGACAACUCUGCGUCGCUGACGCGCGCGGGGUCAGUGGGGGCGGGUGCCGGGGGUGGGGGCGGGGCUGCGGGCGGGGGGCGGUCGCGCGCGCGCUCGCUGCGAGCCACCGCCGUCACCAACAUCAAGCGCCCGCAGGCUGCAGAGGAUAAUGAAGUCCACAUCGAGGAGUUACAAGACGACGAUCCUAAUACUUAUACAGAUAUGCCUUCCCUUGUCAACAUAUCAUCGUCCUGUCUUUAUUUAUCUCGUACCAAUCCUCCAUUUAUUUACCAGUAUGAUGGUAACCAGGUCAAAAUUUUACAAGUAUUAAGUCAGUUGCCUAUUUCUGAGGAAUUAAGUCCAAAGGAUAAUCCAUUUGAUCAAAGGGACCAAAAUAAUAUAUCCACAGAGAAAAAAAUAAAAGACGAUAGCUCUCAAAAUGUUGUUUUAGAAAAUAAUAUUUUAAAUAAUGAUUCCACAGACAAUACACUACAACAUAUUGAAAUCAAUCAACAAAAACACGAUUCAGAUAACAAUGUAGGACUUUCUAAAAUUGACUUAGUAAAUACUGCUGAUAGCCUAUUAAAAGAAAAACCUUGUUCUGAAGUUUCUCAAAUAAACAAUGAUACAAAUAACACUACAAUUAAUAUUAAUUUGAGCGAAAAAGAAUUUGAACAUAAAACUGAACAAGACGAAACCGAAAAUGACAAUUUAACAUUAGAUAAUUCGGGUGAAAUUUUUACUGAUAAUUAUUCAUCCGACGAUGAAGCUUCUUUUGGCACCCCCAAUGAAUCGCCCAAAUCAAAUAGAAAAAAUGUAAAAGGCAAAUAUGGUAAAAAUAAAGCUCCUUUACCACCUUCUACAGAAAUUAAUACAUCUCCAAAAGUUGUUGAAAGUAAAGAUGUAACGAAAGAAAUAUUAGAAGAUGACAAAAAUUUAAAAGAAGAAGAGAUAAAGAUUGAGGAGAAAGAGGCAAUUUCCAUGCCUGACACUCUCAGUCCUUCAAGUGAAGUUAAAAAACGACAAAAAUCAAAAUCCCCGAUAAGAAUACCAAAACCAAGUACUUCGGGAUUUGGGAAAUUGUUGCAAUUACCUGGCAAAUUAGCUUUCUGGCAUAGAACCGAUGACAAGCCAUCUGACAAUAUUUCGAAUUUAUCAGGUGAUAAAAGUAGAAGUUCCUCAAUAGGUCACUUAACAGAUAAUGUAUCGAAUAAGGACGAUACAACCUUGCCCAGUAAUGAAUCGAAUGAUAUAUCUGAAGUACUAUUAAAACCAAAAUCACUAGAUGAUAUCAGUUUUAAAGACGCAAUAGAAUCUGAAAAUGAAAUCACAUCGCAUAAUAUUAUUGAAAGAAGUGAUAUUCUCCAAAAGCUUAUUGAAGCUAAAAUAGAAAGUCACCCGGAAUAUAAAUUUGUUCCUUUGAAAGAUGAAAUCCAGACCACAUCAAAAAGUACAGAUGUUUAAUACGAAUACGAACGAUAUAUUCGACAUGCCGGAACAGCAAUGCUGUCGGCAUCUGCUACAAUACCGCGCGCAAAAAAAUCUAAUAAAAGGAAAACUCAGUAGGCAAUUUGUUCAAGUCAUCAAUAUUUCCAACUUAAUGUAAAUAGAGAUUGAUUAAAAACGGCAUUUGCUGAUAUUUCGCCGUAAAGUUAGACGUUAGCACUCACUGUCUGCCAUUUAAGUCCCUAUUAUCUGUUUAAAUAAUUAUGCUCUCUAUCUAGUGUUAAUUUCACACAUUUCCGAGGAAAAGACAAAACAAAACAUAAAAUUAGCAAAUCUAUUAUCUAUCGCUGCUUCUACUUAGGAAAUAAUAUUUAUUAUAUGCUAAAACCUUAGUUGUUUUAACGCUAUGAUUUAGCCUUUAAUAUUUAAUGGGUAUAUCAAUUUUAAUAAUUAUCAAAUUCUUAUGAAUUUAAAUACUCUUCCUAAAUCAGUAUUAAAUUAUACCAGCUUUCAAUAAUUGUUUUGCUUGUGUUAAAUAUACCAGAAUAUUGAGUAAAGGCUAGUAAUAUUAGGUUUUUAUAGAAUAGACGAUCUCGAGUAAUUAAGAAGUGUUGAUAUGAAGGCAAUGUUUUGUCAUUUUUUUUCAGUUCUUAAAACGGUUACUUUGUAGUUACCAAAAUUCAAUAGCAUUGAAUGCACAAUGUAGUAUUUGUAAU